UCAUCUCAUGGACCCUCCGUUUUUCUGUCGAUUUCCCCUCCUUCUCUCUCACACACCACACGCACUGUCACAUCCUCUCUCUCUAUCUCCUCAAUUUUGCUUUUAUAAGCGCUGAUUCCGUGAAUUCUGGUGGAUAUAGUUCAAAUUCGUGAUACUGUUGGAGACACCUGUGAAAUCUUCAAUCCGUGAUGCAACUUUUGUUUUAAAAUUCUCAAUUUAGCGAGCGCGGGGUUCAAAUUGCAGCUCAGCGGCUGGAAGUGUAAUUGAUCGUUUGGGGAUCAGAUUUGGAUUUAAGCUAAGGAUAUUUAAUACAUCUUCUCAGAGUCACAACAUUAUCUGUAUAGUCGAAUGAUGGACAGCAUGAGUCUUGACCCGAAAACGAUGUUAGGGAUUAAUACUUUGGGAACUUCUGAUCACGCAUCGGUGGUCUCGAUAACCUUGUUUGUAACUCUCCUGUGUGCAUGUAUUGUGAUUGGUCAUCUAUUGGAAGAAAAUCGUUGGAUGAAUGAAUCUAUCACUGCCCUCAUAAUUGGUGUAGCAACUGGAGUUGUAAUUCUGCUAAUUAGUAGUGGGACGAGCUCACAUCUCCUGGUGUUCAAUGAGGAUCUUUUUUUCAUUUAUCUGCUUCCUCCAAUCAUCUUUAACGCUGGGUUCCAGGUUAAAAAGAAACAAUUCUUUCGCAAUUUCAUGACCAUAAUGUUGUUUGGGGUACUUGGUACCUUAAUAUCAUUUAUCAUCAUAUCAUUAGGUGCUAUUGCCAUCUUGGGGAAAAUGGAUAUUGGUCUUGCAAUUGGAGAUUACAUAGCAAUUGGAGCAAUUUUUGCCGCAACAGAUUCAGUGUGCACAUUGCAGGUGCUAAAUCAAGACGAGACUCCAUUGCUGUACAGUCUGGUUUUUGGAGAAGGUGUUGUAAAUGAUGCAACAUCUAUAGUGCUUUUCAAUGCGGUCCAGAACUUUGACCUUUCUAAUAUCAACACCAGUAUAGUUCUACAGCUGAUUGGAACCUUCUUAUAUUUGUUUAUUUCGAGCACUGCAUUGGGAGUCGGGACUGGAUUGCUCAGUGCAUAUAUCAUAAAAAAGCUCUAUUUUGGAAGGCAUUCCACUGAUCGUGAGGUUGCUAUUAUGAUGCUCAUGGCUUACCUUUCAUACAUGUUGGCUGAAUUAACAGAUCUGAGCGGUAUCCUCACUGUGUUCUUCUGUGGGAUUGUAAUGUCGCACUAUACCUGGCAUAAUGUCACAGAGAACUCAAGGAUCACCACCAAGCACACCUUUGCGACAUUAUCUUUUGUUGCAGAGAUCUUUAUAUUCCUUUACGUAGGCAUGGAUGCUCUCGACAUUGAGAAAUGGAGAUUUGUUAGUGACAGGCCAAAAACUUCGAUCUCUGUCAGUGCGGCUCUACUGGGAUUGGUUUUGGUGGGCAGGGCUGCCUUUGUAUUUCCUUUGUCAUUUUUGUCCAACCUGACCAAGAAAAUCCCUCAUGAGAAGAUCAGUUUUAAAGAGCAAAUCACAAUAUGGUGGUCUGGUCUUAUGCGAGGUGCGGUUUCUAUGGCUCUUGCUUACAACCAGUUUACUCGAGCCGGCCAUACCACGGAACAUGGAAAUGCUAUUAUGAUCACCAGUACAAUAACAGUUGUCCUCUUCAGCACUGUGGUUUUUGGCCUGAUCACGAAACCUCUUGUGAGGUUCUUGCUGCCUUCAUCGGACGGGCUAAGCAGAAUGGUCUCUGCAGAUCCGCUCACGCCAAAUUCCUUCACAGUGCCACUUCUCGGUGAAUGCCAGGACUCCGUAGCCGAGCUAUUUAGCGGCAACGGACAAGUUUCCGAAGGUGGCCAGGGCAUUGGUCGUCCGAGCAGUUUACGGAUGCUGCUGACAAGGCCUACUCGCACAGUCCAUUACUACUGGAGAAAAUUCGACGAUGCAUUCAUGCGCCCGGUUUUCGGCGGCCGUGGCUUCGUCCCUUUCAUCCCGGGCUCGCCAACAGAACAAAGCGUGCAUCUGCCCGGAGAAGCCAAAAACUAAAUCUCUUGCACCAGUUUUCCUAGUCUACUGACUCAAUUUUGGGCCCUCCGGUUUUGUAAAAACUCGAUUAUUAGUUUGCCGCUGUUUCUAUUUAUCCGUUUGCACGUCACGGUGGGGGCGUUUCGAAAGAUUAGUAGAGGCUGCAGGAUUCGUUUCGUGGUGGUGAUGUUCUGUCGGUCGGUAGUCGACCGGAAGAGCGCGGUUGGGCGGAGCUGAAGAAACCCCACGCCGGUGUGGAUUUAUUGUUUUUUUGUGAGAGCAGCAGGUGAUCGAUAUUUAUAGGGUAAAAGUUCUUUCUCUGUAUAUGGUUAUAUAAUUAUGACAUGUAUAGUAAGUUGCCGAUGUCAAUAUGUCAUCACUCCUUUUGUGUGUGGAUUUCAACCUCUCCAGUUUGUCUUUGAAAUUGUGCUCGGAUUUUUUGCCAUUUGAGGUUGUAUUCUGUCUACCGUUUCCCUA
Messenger RNA from Salvia hispanica, 2475 nucleotides. RefSeq names its product sodium/hydrogen exchanger 1-like. The record is from RefSeq and is a predicted model, not a curated record. Gene Ontology annotation, molecular function: sodium:proton antiporter activity; potassium:proton antiporter activity. NCBI's taxonomy places the organism in Eukaryota, Viridiplantae, Streptophyta, Magnoliopsida, Lamiales, Lamiaceae. Gene Ontology annotation, cellular component: plasma membrane. Gene Ontology annotation, biological process: proton transmembrane transport; potassium ion transmembrane transport; sodium ion import across plasma membrane.